AUGGCCGAUCGGAUUAGCACGUUGCCUGCUUCUGUUCUCUGCCACAUUCUUUCUUUUCUACCAACCAAACAAGUUGUUGCAACUAGUGUUCUUAACAAGACAUGGAACCCUCUCUGGCGCUCAGUCUCCACUCUAGACUUUCACUUUCAAAAUUUAAACAAAGAGAAGUGUUCCCGCUUCGUUCAGUGGGUGAAUGAAGUUAUCCUGUCACGAGAUUUACAUCAACCUAUCCAAACCUUCCGCCUCUGGUGUCAGUGUCGGUCUUUUAAUUAUGAUCCCAGAAUUAUCAACAUGUGGGUUAAUGUUGCACUACAACUCAGAGUUGAGCACCUCGACCUAUCUCUGUUUUCAGCUAGGAUUCGGCCUAUCAGCUUGUCUUGUGCCAUUUUAAGACACAGAACCCUCGUUGUGCUCAAGUUGAAUGUAUUAGGACUCAAAUCUAUUUCGUCCAUUGAUUUACCCUCACUUAAAGUCCUGCAUUUGAAUAAAGUUACUUUUUUAGAAGGUAGAUAUCUCGCUGAACUUCUUUCUGGGUGUCCAGUUCUUGAAGAUUUGGUAGCUAAAGAUUUGUAUUUUGAUAAACGUUGCCCGAUAUCAUUAAGUUAUAGAGAGUUUAAAAGACUACCCAAGUUGGUCAGAGCUGAUAUUCAUAAACGUUAUGUUCCUCUACUAAUACUUGAUAACGUGGAGUUUUUAUGCAUUGAUAAGGAGUAUCCUCGGUAUAAUGUGAUUGUUGACAGAUAUAAGAACCCGAAUCCCUAUCCCAGAGAUCUUAUCCCAGUGUUUCACAAUCUAGUCCAUUUUGAACUCACCUUUUUUUGUUAUACUAUGAGUUGGCUUCAUGUGCUACGAUUGCUCAUUCAUUGCCCCAAGCUUCAAAUUCUUAUUAUUAAUCAGGACUAUAACUUCGUCUCUAAUUAUGAAGAGAGAGGUUGGCGAUGCCCGCCUUCUGUUGUUCCUAAAUGCAUUCCAUUACCUCUUAAAACAUGUCAUCUAAAUAAUUACAAAGGCUCAAAAGGUGAAGUUCAAUUUGCAAGAUAUGUGAUGCAAAAUGCAAGCAUUUUACGAACCAUGAAAAUCUGUGUUAAUGCUGAAAAAAUUGGAGAAGAGCUCAACAAGAUCGAGAUGCUGAAAGUGUUAUCCUCAUGCACAAGGUGUUCUCCAACUUGUGAACUUUCAUUUGAAAUAAUAUAG
Messenger RNA from Gastrolobium bilobum, 1194 nucleotides. RefSeq names its product F-box/FBD/LRR-repeat protein At5g56420-like. Bases 1 to 1194 code for a protein of 397 amino acids. The transcript is spliced from 3 exons. The record is from RefSeq and is a predicted model, not a curated record. Lineage: Eukaryota; Viridiplantae; Streptophyta; Magnoliopsida; Fabales; Fabaceae. Gene Ontology annotation, molecular function: protein binding.